AUUCUGAGAGAGAGAGAGAGAGAGAGGGAAUUUUCUUUCUUUAAUCUGUGUCUGGAUUUGAGCUUUUGAUUUCUGCUCUCAAAGGCUUCCAAAAUAGUGUUGUUCACUCAAAGAAAAAACUGUCUCAAUUCUCAGCCGUCCAACCAGCAGAGCAGACUUCAGCUUUCCCCUUUCCCCUUAUUCUCUCCCAUUUUUUUCCCAUCACCAUCCUCCUCAGCAGAUUCUCCCUCCAUUCACUUUCUUGAUUUCUUUCUCCCAAGCCAAGAAUCUCUUCUCUAUCAGAGAUUCCCUUCUUUUUCUCUCCCCUUUCUUUCUCUCAAAACUUAGCUUUAUCAAUGAUGCCUCCCAUUGUUCUCCUCUUCUUCUUCUUCUUCUUCUUCUCUCUCUUUCUCUCUCCUGUUGCAUUCUCCUCAUCAUCUCUCUUAGUCCUUUUCAUCGUUUCAGACCCUCCUUUUCGUCUCCUCGAGAACCCGGAAAACUUCCUUAUAUACAUACGGUUGCAUCCCCCUUGGUCCCAUGUCGUCUUCGAACGUCAACCAUCUUUCCCAGCCUUGUAUUUAUGGGCAUGUUGUUUCUUCAUACGCAGAGAGAAAGUCGCGAUUUAUGAAAUGGCUAAGUAAGCUUUUCAAGAGUGGGCCUAGUAGCAGGGCAGUUUCAACAGGCGAACAGCAACCUCAGUUUCUUGGAGACGAAAACAUGGCGUGGCGUGCACCAUACAGAUCCUUGGAUGACCGCACUCGAAACAAUAAAGAAAAAGAGGAGUUAGAUCGUGCAAUUGCACUCUCCCUGGCUGAAGAUUUAAAGAGACCGAAUGGAUACAGAUGGCGAUCGGACAAUGAUGAAGAUCUAGCAAGGUCACUUCAUGAUAGUUUCAACUCAGCACCAUACCCUUCAUAUGUACCCAGAGAUUAUUAUCAUCCCAGGGGAUAUAGUAGAACAUGUGCCGGUUGCAAGCGUGAGAUUGGGUAUGGGAAUUAUCUGGGAUGCAUGGGGACUUUCUACCAUCCAGAAUGCUUUCGAUGUCGUGCAUGUGGUUACCCCAUCACUGAACACGAGUUCUCUUUAUCAGGGAGAGAUACAUACCACAAAUCCUGUUUUAAGGAGCUCACUCAUCCCAAAUGUGAAGUCUGUCAUCAAUUUAUCCCGACUAAUGGAGUUGGUUUGAUCGAGUACAGAUGCCACCCUUUUUGGUCACAGAAGUAUUGUCCUGCCCACGAGCAUGACAACACGGCUAGGUGCUGCAGUUGUGAACGUUUGGAGUCCCGGAAUACUACAUAUAUUUCCCUGGGGGAUGGACGAAGUUUAUGCUUAGAGUGUAUGGAAUCUGCAAUCAUGGAUACUGGUGACUGUCAACCAUUAUACCAUGCAAUCAGAGACUACUAUGAAGGAAUGAAUAUGAGAAUCGACCAACAAAUCCCAAUGCUUCUUGUCGAAAGACAAGCUCUUAAUGAGGCUAUUGAAGGGGAGAAACAUGGUUUCCAUCACAUGCCUGAAACAAGAGGUUUGUGCCUCUCCGAAGAGCAGACUGUUACUAGUAUACUGAAGAGGCCUAGAAUGGAGCGUCGGGGACUAGUAGGAAUCAGAACACAACCCCAGAAGCUAAUCCGGAGGUGUGAAGUUACAGCCAUUCUGGUACUCUAUGGCCUCCCAAGGUUACUGACUGGAGCGAUACUUGCACAUGAGUUGAUGCACGGAUGGCUACGUCUUAAUGACUACCGAAAUCUGAGGCCGGAAGUAGAGGAAGGCAUCUGCCAAGUACUCUCUUACAUGUGGCUUGAAUCAGAGGUAAUACCAGGAACGAGAAGCAUGCCGUCUACUUCCACAGCUUCAUCGUCAUCAACAUGGUCCUACGGCUCCACAUCAACAGCUUCAUCAUCAUCUUCUUGGUCGGCAUCCAAGAAAGGUGGGAGAUCGAGUGUCGAGAACAAGCUGGGGGAGUUUUUCAUGCAUCAGAUCGCUCAUGAUGCUUCCCCGGCUUAUGGAGGAGGUUACAGAGCUGCAAUGGCAGCUGUGAAUAAGUACGGUUUACGUCGUACAUUGGAUCACAUCAGGUACACUGGAACUUUUCCCGAGUAAUUCAACAGCGGCCCGCCUGUGACGUCAGUGUUUGUGGAUUUUAGCAAAAUCUGUUGUUGUCAAGACUCAGCCCACCUACACUUCCUGCAUGUUGAACACCAUCAGGAUUGACAUUACAUGCAAAAAGAGUGGAAUUGGACUGAUGAUGAUGACCCCCAGCCCUCCAUAGUUCUUGGGGCUCUGCUGAGGAUACAUACCGAGAAAUUUACCUAGUUUUAGAAUAACAAGCA
Molecule: messenger RNA, 2306 nt
Organism: Sesamum indicum (sesame)
Lineage: Eukaryota; Viridiplantae; Streptophyta; Magnoliopsida; Lamiales; Pedaliaceae
Gene: DAR2
Product: DA1-related protein 2
Molecular function (GO): ubiquitin binding
Source: RefSeq, a predicted model, not a curated record